AUGGAGGAUUCAGGGCAAAGAAAGAGACGGCUGGAAGAAAUGCGCAAGCAAGCUGAGCUGAGAAGCACAGGUGCCAUUGAAGCUUCUGGUUCUGGAACGUACUCUCCUCUCUCAAAUCCUCUGAUUGAGACUUCUUCAACUAUGCCAGCACAGGAUAAAUCCUAUGCUUCCCCAAGAUUUGACUUCUACACAGAUCCUAUGGCUGCUUUCUCUUCUAACAAGAAGAAGAGCAAUGUCCAGACAGCACCUGUUCAUUCCACCCCUCCAACUCUGUUAGUUCACCUACGGCUCAAUUUUCAUCACAUAUGCCUCCACCGCUAUGCUCAGAUGACUCACUCUUUCACUCAAGGAUCGCCAGUAGUCAACAGAAACCCAAUCUGGAAUGGGCCCAGAGGGUCCCCUCAAUAUUAUUUCCCGCCCCGAUAUCAAAGUCCUGGAUUUGAAAUAUCAGGCAAGCCUUUUUAUAAUCCUGGACCGCACAUAACUCAUCAAUCCAGGCACAGGCCCAAUCUUUCUCCAGGAUACAAUCAUAGUCCUGGUCUUAGUCCAGGAAGAGGCCGAGGUGGCUGGCACAACACUAGAAAUGAUGCUUCAGGGUGGGGUGGUGGACAGCGGCUGAGUUCUCGUGGUCGUUUCUCCAGUGAGGACAAGCCACAUGAUGUAGAUCGGUUCUACAAGAAGUCUAUGGUUGAGGAUCCGUGGCAGCUUUUGAAGCCUGUCAUAUGGAAUGUGACUGAUGCUAGCUCAAAUAGUAUAUGUACACCUGGGAGUUCAAAGUCCUGGGCUUCAAACUCAUCAAGUGCAAAUAAAGGAGGAUCUUCUGCUGCCCCAGUGAAGUCCAGUUCUCAACCAAGCCUUGCCGAGUACUUGGCUGCAGCAUUUAACGCAGCUGCUAACGGUACAGAAAAUGUAUAAUGGUUGGUAGCUUCGUGAAGAGCCUGACAUUAUACUGAUACUUAGAAUGUUAAGAAGUCACCGCGUUGAUGGUUGUCGAAGAGGCAGUUUACUGGAGCAAAUGUUCCACAUAUAAAAACACUAGUUUUUUUAGUUCGUUAACCUAACAAUUGUGCCUGGAUUUUUAAUAUAAAUGGUAGCGCUGUAGCUGUUGAAUGCUGCAGCUAUUGACUUGCCAAGGAGAUGCUAUGGCAAGGGAAGAGAAACGUUACUGUCUUGUGGGAAAUUUAGAAAAUGCUACAGGUGAUUCUAAAUUCAGAUGGUCCCAAGUUCCAAGAUCUUGUUUUGUUCGGCGGAAGACUCCACCAUAGGGGAUUGAGAACUUAGAAAGGAUGUGAUUCGCCUUGGAAGUGAAUGUGCCAGUGGCAAGAUAGGACUUCUCCCUUGUGGACAUGCACAUUGGUGUUUAGUGGUAUGGAGAGUAUGGGAAGUUGGGUAGUUGUGAUACGAUGUAUGGUUGUAAUAUUUUGUGGCCUGGAUAAUGUUUCUCUGAAACUGUAACAAGAGCCGUCCCUGUGGCUCUUCCUCUUCUUCUUCUUUUUGUAAACUAUAUGUUUAUUUUAUUUUUUUUAUUUUAAAAAAUAUUCUGUUUGGAAAAAAUGAUUUAAUUUAUAAUUGAA
Prosopis cineraria is the source of this 1574-nucleotide messenger RNA. RefSeq names its product protein SICKLE. The record is from RefSeq and is a predicted model, not a curated record. Gene Ontology annotation, biological process: mRNA splicing, via spliceosome; miRNA processing. Lineage: Eukaryota; Viridiplantae; Streptophyta; Magnoliopsida; Fabales; Fabaceae.